Messenger RNA from Paramecium tetraurelia, 423 nucleotides. RefSeq lists its product as uncharacterized. The transcript is spliced from 2 exons. The record is from RefSeq and is a predicted model, not a curated record. Lineage: Eukaryota; Ciliophora; Oligohymenophorea; Peniculida; Parameciidae.
AUGUCAUCAUAAUCUUAAUAAGAAUAUGAUUAGGAUCAAGAAAAUAAUGAAGAACUGUAAGACGAUGAUCAAGAAUUCUCAUCAAAAUAAUAGGAAAGCUAAAAAUAGGUUAAGACUACUAUCAAAAAGGUUAGGAAUUAUCAAAAAGUACCUGAGAAUCUUAAAUCAUAACUACUUAAAUUAGUAAUUUAGUAGGGUGUUAAAAUAAAUUAAGCAGCUCAACAAUUAAAUUUAAAAUAUGCAACAGCUAAAACAAUAAUCUUCACUUACAGGGCUUAAUCAAAACCAAAGAAGUCUAAAAAUAAAAAAAAGAAGACAAGUACAAAAGUAGAAUUUGUACCAAUCCAAAAUAAUAAUGUUAACCCUAUUCAUGUUGAAAUUUCAAUUGGAGGAAAUCUCUAGAAUAAAUUUACACUCGAAUGA